Molecule: messenger RNA, 2786 nt
Organism: Drosophila grimshawi
Lineage: Eukaryota; Metazoa; Arthropoda; Insecta; Diptera; Drosophilidae
Gene: Rexo5
Exons: 4
Coding region: 96-2393 (765 amino acids)
Cellular component (GO): nucleus
Molecular function (GO): exonuclease activity; nucleic acid binding
Source: RefSeq, a predicted model, not a curated record
GUACAAUCAAAACGUACACAAAUAUUUAUUUUUAGUUAGAUACCCUCAAAAAACUAGAUACGAAAAUAAACGUAAUCGUUCAUAAAGAAACCUCCAUGAAAACUUCCGAGGAAAUAGUUCGGACUUUUAUCCAAAUUUUUUUAUCCGAUUUAAUAAAUCACUUACAAAAAAUUGAUACAAAAUUCAGUAGUGUCUUAUCAACUACUCCAAACAAUUCACCUCGGGUGAGCAAGAUGUGCGCUACAAUUAUAUAUUCUCAGCAGAGACAGACCGAGUGUUUAACCAACAGACGAAUAAUGAAGAUGAAAGAACAACAAUCCUCCUCAAAGCAGCAAGAGCGCAGUGACAAAAAAAAGAAAAAACUGGCCGCGCUGGCAAAUCUAAUACAGCUCAACGACAAGGAUCGCAUACACGAAGCAGAGCAGUCAAAGCAACGUAACGACAGUGACAAUCAAAACGAGGACGAGGGCUUCAUUACCGUUUGCAGCAAACGAAAGCCCCGAAAUCGUCUAACUAUUAUGACAGACAGCAGCAGCAGUGAGACAAUCAUCAGAGCCGCCACUGCUGGCGAGGCGGACUCCGAUGAGCCCGUAAUCAAACGUAGCCGCAACAAUUUAGCUGGCGGCGAUACACACACACUGAACGAUUUACCUGGCACACUAACCCAUGAGCAGUACAAAUCUCUGUCCAUGGAGCUGCGCCGCCGCAAGCGGGAGCUGGAGAGCGUGCCCGAAGUGCAUCUGCGAGACAUGGGCAGGCGUGCUUUGCUGGAGAUACCGCAGCAGGACCGUACGCCCAUCUUUCUGGCAGACAUUCAGCAUCUGCUGAUGGCGGCCCUCAUUGGCAAGAAAAGCCCCUGUGCCCCCGAUCGCUGGUGCAGUGCGGAUAAGUUUCAGAGUCUCUCGCACAGCGUUGUCCUCAUACUGGAUGGAUUGUCGCUUUAUCAUUACGUUUCCAAUGAGAGCCGAUUCGAGGCCACAAAUCGAAUAUUUGAUAUGAAGCUGGAGGUGGUUCUGCCUCCGCACGAUGAGGGCAAAAUUAUCGAUUCCAUUGCCCAGAUUCCACUGACGAAUGUGCAGGCCCAGAAAUUAAUUAACGAGCAUGGUUCUCUCGAAUCGGCCGUGGAGCUAAACAAGGAUCCGACCCUAUUUGUAAAGGUACUUUUCCCCAUUGAGAAGCAGUCGCCUUCUCCGUCGCCUUCGACUCAAACGGAGUCGAUUGAUUUACAUCCAGAUGACAAGUUUCCCCGCACAAAGCUGCUGCUCUCGGCACUACAAUUGGUUGACGAGGGCUAUCCAAUACCGCUGCAGGGCGAGCUGCACUCGCGCUUCAGUUCGUUUAAGUUCACGAAGAAAUCAUAUGCACCUGUAAACGAUCGCAGUCCCAUGUACGGUGUGGAUUGUGAGAUGUGUCGGACCAUAUCAGGCGCAAAUGAAUUGACGCGUAUUUCCAUUGUGGACGAGAAAUAUCAGACAGUGUACGAGACCUUGGUUCGUCCUGCUAACAAAAUCACCGACUAUCUGACACAAUACUCGGGCAUAACGCCAGAAAUAAUGAAGACGGUGACAAAGAGUUUGGCGGAUGUGCAGCGUGAGGUGUCCGCAUUGCUUCCGACAGAUGCGAUACUUGUGGGUCAGUCGCUCAACUCCGAUCUGAAUGCCAUGCGAAUGAUGCAUCCAUAUGUGAUAGACACCAGUGUCUGUUUCAACAUUAGUGGAGUGCGCAAGCGCAAGAGUAAACUGAAGCAUUUGGCCAAGACGUUCCUGCAGGAGAGCAUACAGGAGAAUGAAGAUGGCCAUGACUCCAUUGAGGAUUCGCUUGCCACACUAAAGCUGGUCAAAAUGAAGCUGGCUAAUAGCAUUGAGUUCGGUGACGAAAUUCUGACACAACGCAAACGCAUUCAUGAUGUGAUACGUGCCGCCAGCGGCGACGGGCUCCAAAAUAACCUAUUUGCCCACGCAGCGAAGCGGGACAAGCGCACUGCCAUUGUGACUGUCGGGGACAUGCAGCCGUGUCUCAAAGAGGUCAUUACAAAGGCGGAACAGGCGGCAUCCAGCGACAGCAGCAAAUCGGUUUAUGUGCACGAAGUCCCCAGCACCAAGGAGGCAGUGCGUAAGGUCAACGAGAUUGCGCUGGAGAAUGCACUGACCAUUGCCAAUCUGAUGGUGCCCGAAAAGGAUUUUAUGCUGGAAACCGCUGAGCGUACAGCCACAAAAUUGGAUAAUUUAAUCGAGCGUGUCUGGAACACAAUGGCUCACAAUGGGCUCCUUAUGGUACUGAUGGGUGGCUCUUCUGAGUGCCAAAAGGGAGUGGCCAAAAUUGCCAUCAAGCGUCGUAAUGGUAGCAUCCCUGCUAGUGCUCUCUUAACCACAUCUCUAUCGUCCGACUCAUGAACAAACAAUGAAAAACACACACACAUACUCUCACACACAUGUACAAUAUGUACAUACCCGCCUACAUAGAAUUAGCAAUUCAUACAAGAUUCAAUCCUUGAAUCCAAAAUACAAAUUAAUCAAUCAACACAAAAGAAAUUGCGAAAUUCAUUUCUAACUUUCGACAAAACUUUUUUGGUUAUUUUUUUGAAACAGCGCAAUGGAAAAUUUGUUGUAAUUUUCAUCUUGAUUUAAAAAAAAAACGAAAAAUACCUUUUAACAGCUUAAAAGUAGUAUUUAAGUACAACUAAAUUAUCGCAAAAAAAAAGUUACAUUAUGGAAAUUUUGUUGAAAAAAGCCAAUAAAUCCACAUUGUUUGUAAAUCACAAAUAAAUAUAGCCAAGUCCAUUGUUA